AUGGAAUAUUUACAUUCUCAGAAUACAAUUAAAAUUGAUAAUAUUAAUGAAGAAGCUAUUGCUGAAAAUGAUGAACUAUCUGUGAUGUCAGUCAAUAAUGAAGAUACAACAAUAUCUUUAAAAUCGCAGAUCAAUGAUAAUAAUUCUAAACAAUCGUCAUCCUCUGUAACUGAUCUAACAUUAGACAAUAACGAAUCUUUAUCAACAACAAUACAACGAGAUGAUAGGUCAUCACCUAUGAAUCAACAUAUUCUUCAUGAAAAUCAACAAAUAUAUGAUCGAUCAUCUCCUAUAAAUAAUCCUAAUUUAUCUAAACCUAAUUCAAUGUCAUCCGUGAAAUCAUUUGAAACUAAACGUAUUGAUGCAGCAUUAGAAAAAAAUCUCGAAACAAUUGUUACACAAGUUCGUCGAACAACAACAAAACCUUCACAAUUAACACAAAAUGAUCUUCAAUUAUUUGAUAGUACAUCAUCAACUAACGCUAAACCUAAUCAUUAUUUUCGUGAUAUGACAACAGAUUCUAUCAAUAAUGAUUCAAUUAAUCAAGAAUCAAUACAAAAUGGACAAUAUUAUCAUCGUCCUAUCAUUCCACCAUCAACUAUGGAUCCUUAUGGACAAUCAUUAUGGCCUCCUGGAAUUUAUCCAUUUGCACAUCAACAUCCGGGUCUUUAUUUACCUUAUCCACCAACAAACAAUGGCUUACCACCACCAUUCUAUCCAUCGUAUGAUCCAUUAUUAAUUGAACAACAUUAUGGUCCACAUGUUUUAUCGGCUUAUUAUACACAACAACAGGCAGUAGCAGCUCGACUUUUACAAGAACAGGCUUCUUUGUCAGAUAAUAUUUCAUCCAUAUUAACAACUCCAACAAAAGAACAUUCCGAAAAUUCACCAUCAAUUAGCGAUGAUUCCAUGAAAUUAUCUGAUUUAGUCACAAAUGGAAAUCGAAAAAAGGCUACAUCAAUUAAUAAACCAUUCCAAUCCUAUCAUCAUAGUCUUCAAACAAUUAAUGGAGGUUUAUCUAGAUUAUCACCAGAUUUAUUAUCUGAUGACGAUGAUGGAGGAAUUAAUGAUGCAGAUAGUAUUAUUUCACUUGAUAGUAUUAAAUCUAAUAUAGCUGCUAGUAUGCCUGUACUGGAAGAUGGUCUAUCUGAUUCUGAAAAUAUAAGUAAUGAUGAACAAUCAUCAUCCAUAAUAACACAAUCCAAGAGUUGUCAUCAAUCAACUCAAAGUGAUUUAUUAUUUGAUUCUAAUCAUUCAUCAUCCAUUCCUACACAGAAACAUUAUUCUACUAAAACAAUAAAUAAUGAACAUAUAUCUGCAGCAAAAUCAUCCUAUAAUAAUACAUCAGUAUCUUCGUCUAACACUCAAAUAGAUCAACAUAAAAUAACUUCACAUGAAUCUUCAACUAUUCAAACAGAUAAUGAUACUGAUGAAGAAACCGAUAAAUUACUUAGUGUUGAACAUCGAAUCAAUGCAAAAAAUCAAGCAAUUCGUGAUGCUGCUGUUUCAAAAUCAUCCAAAACACAUGAAGUUGUAACUCGAAUUAUUGCUGAUCCAGAAAAUUCAUCUGUAUUAAUCGAAGGUGUUUUAUUUCGUUGUCGAUAUCUUGGUUCAACUCAAUUGCCUGCCGAAGGAAAUCCAACAAAAAUAUCACGUAUGAUGCAAGCACAGGAAGCUGUUGAACGUAUCAAAGCACCAUAUGGUGAAAGUCAACCAUCAGUUGAAGUGGAUUUAUUUAUAUCAACCGAAAAAAUCAUGGUUUUAAAUACCGAUUUAGAAGAUAUUUUAAUGGAUCAUUCAUUAAGAUCGAUUUCAUAUAUUGCUGAUAUUGAUGAUCUUGUAGUAUUAAUGGCUAAACGCAGGUAUAUACAAAAUGAGAAUAAUGCAAAUAGUAAUGAUGAUUCGAAUGGAACAACAACACGACGUGUAGUUUCAAUUAAUCAAAAAAUGAUUUGUCACGUUUUUGAAUCAGAUGAAGCUCAAUCAAUUGCUCAUUCAAUAGGUCAAGCAUUUCAAGUAGCUUAUGUUGAAUUUUUAAAAGCUAAUGGUAUUGAUGAUCCUAAUUUUACAUGUGAUAUUAAUUAUCAAGAAGUUCUUGAUCAACAAGAAAUUGAUGUUGAAGAAUUAGAUCGAUUUGCAAAAAAAGAAUGUCAAAAAGAGGCGAUUGUAACUAAAGGUAAAAAUGAACCAUUAGGUAUUGUUAUUGUUGAAAGUGGUUGGGGAUCAAUGUUACCAACAGUUGUUAUUGCAAAUAUGAUGCCAGGUGGACCGGCAGCAAGAGGUGGACAAUUAAAUAUUGGUGACCAAAUAAUAUCAGUUAAUGGUAUUAGUAUGGUUGGAUUACCAUUAUCAAAUUGUCAAGCACAAAUAAAAAACAUGAAACAUUUAACAACUGUUCGUCUUGUUGUUGUUCCAUGUCCACCAGUUGUUGAAGUACUUAUACGACGACCAGAUAUCAAAUAUCAACUUGGCUUUAGUGUACAAAAUGGAAUUAUAUGUAGUCUUCUUCGUGGUGGUAUUGCUGAACGUGGUGGUGUACGAGUUGGUCAUCGUAUUAUUGAAAUCAAUGGACAAAGUGUUGUAGCUACACGACAUGAAAGAAUUGUUAGUAUGCUUUCAAAUUCAGUCGGCGAACUUCGAAUGAAAACAAUGCCAACACAAAUCUAUCGUUUAUUAACAGGACAAGAUACCCCAAUAUAUAUUUAA
Messenger RNA from Rotaria sp. Silwood2, 2706 nucleotides. The record is from the annotation of a GenBank genome assembly. NCBI's taxonomy places the organism in Eukaryota, Metazoa, Rotifera, Eurotatoria, Philodinida, Philodinidae.